AAUAAUAACAACAAUAUAAUAUAUAUAUAUAUAUUUAAAAAAACAUGGCUUCUGGAGGUGUGGGCGCCGCCGAUACAGAUAACGAUGCUCUCAGACAACAUAUACGUACAAUAAUUGGCCAAAAAGUUAAUGAAUAUUCUGAGUACGAGUUGGACGACGAAACUACCAAAAAACUGAUCAAACAGGACGUCCAACGAGAGAUGAUAUUAUGGAAACAUCAUAGAAAACAAAUGCAAAACAAUGGUAAACCGCAAACUAGAUUAGCUAAACUAAAGCAAACCGUAACCAAAUUAAUUAAACCGCCACCACCUGAUCCCCAGGAGAUAGUAUUGAUGAACAAGGAUGACCAACAAUUUCAUUUGGCAAUGGCACUUAGUCGUCAACAUUUAAAUAACCAUGAUGAUGAACUAAAACUAAUUGGUGAAGCAAUUACUUUAAGUGAACAAUCAAAUGUAAUUGAAAAAUAUAAUCAUGAUGAAUUACAAUUAGCUAUAGAAUUAAAUAAGCAUGGUGAUGAUUACACAAUACAAACUAAUAUUAUCGAUAAUAGCGAUGAUAGUGACGAUAAUAAUAGUUAUAGUGUCAAUGAUUUAACCAAAUUUGAGUGCGAUAUAUGUGCCGAUGAUUUCCCAGUUGACAGUGCCGUUAGCUACGGGUGUGAGCAUCGGUACUGUGAAGACUGUGUACGUAAUACGAUGACCGUUGCCAUCGAUGACAAUCGUAUUGAAUCGCUUGCCUGUCCGGCGACCGACUGUACCGCUGAGGCCACACAACAACUGGUUAGGCGUAUUGUGGGACAGGAGUUGUACAACAGAUACGAUCUACUAUUACUUAAGGCAGCGGUCGGUGCUAUGCCUGAUGUGCAUAACUGUCCCAACACUGAAUGCGGUGCAAUGGUAGUGACCGAAAUGGAUCUGGCCAUCGGUAACUGUACCCGAUGUGGACUAGCAUUUUGUACCAGUUGUAUGAAACCAUAUCAUGGUGGCUAUGAUUGCCAGUUGAAAACCGAGGAACGGGAGGAAAUGAUACAGAUAUAUCAGAGCGAAUUGAUAGCCGAGCAACUGUACUCUGCGGAAGAGGCACUUGACCGGGCCAUAGCCGAAGCGGAACGGGAGGAUAAAGCAUGGAUUGAUCGGAUCAGAGAAGAACAGAAGGUUAUCAGAGAACAGGAAGCGAUGAUCGAAGAGCAGAGGAUAGCCGAUGAGGAAAGGGCUGCUGAAGAGAGACGUAGAGCCUAUGCCGAAACGUUUAGGCGAGAGGCCGAACUAAGGGAACGGGAGAUUAUUGCCGCACAGUCAGCUGAACGCGAACGCCGACAACGGGAUCGCCAGGAAGCCCGACAGCGUGAGGAACGGGAGUCCGAACAGAUUGUCCGCCAAGUGAGCCGUCCCUGUCCUAAAUGUAGAGCACCCAUUCAGAAAAAUGAGGGCUGCAAUCAUAUGACAUGCAUUCACUGUAAAUAUGAGUUUUGCUGGGAAUGUAUGGGCUAUUGGCAAGGAUAUCAUCAUAUAUGUCCUAGAUAA
Molecule: messenger RNA, 1523 nt
Organism: Oppia nitens
Lineage: Eukaryota; Metazoa; Arthropoda; Arachnida; Sarcoptiformes; Oppiidae
Exons: 7
Coding region: 45-1523 (492 amino acids)
Biological process (GO): protein polyubiquitination; positive regulation of proteasomal ubiquitin-dependent protein catabolic process; ubiquitin-dependent protein catabolic process
Cellular component (GO): cytoplasm; ubiquitin ligase complex
Molecular function (GO): ubiquitin protein ligase activity; ubiquitin conjugating enzyme binding; zinc ion binding
Source: RefSeq, a predicted model, not a curated record